This is a messenger RNA of Haemorhous mexicanus (house finch), 1897 nucleotides long. It is a transcript of the gene TMEM54, whose product is annotated as transmembrane protein 54. NCBI's taxonomy places the organism in Eukaryota, Metazoa, Chordata, Aves, Passeriformes, Fringillidae. The transcript is spliced from 6 exons. The coding region runs from base 181 to 990 and encodes 269 amino acids. The record is from RefSeq and is a predicted model, not a curated record.
GUUAUCCCUUUGUCCCGGGGAGCUGGUCUGACAGGAACUGGAGCAGCCGGAGGGUGGCUCCGGGUGGCCGCGGUGUCCUGGUCCUGCCCCGUGCCAGACCCGGGGGAUCCGGGGGCUAAAGGCAGGCCAGGCCCCCGGGGCACCGAGGGGCUCUGAUGGGCUGAUCCUGGCCUGGUGGAGAUGUGCCGAGUGGGCCACCUCGAUCCCAGCGGCCACCGAACGGUGCUGAUGAGAACGGGCUUCAUCCUCCUCAUCGUCGGGCACCUCAUCUUCAUCACCGCGGCCCUGGUGCACGGCACCGCGCUGCGCUUCGUGCUCACCGCCCUCGACGCCACCUCCCUGCACUACGGUGUCACCAACAGCGCCUCUGUCAUUGCUGCGCUGCUGACCAUCUCCUGUGGAGUCUGUGCCCUGCUGCUCUCCCGUUACCUCGGCCCUGCUGCCCUGCGCUGCCUCUCCUCUCCUCUCCCUCCUGCAGAAAUGGGCUCUGCUGGCCCUGAGCUCCUGCAGCAGCCUGGGCUGCCUGUGCUGCCUGCUGGGGCUGCUCGUGGCCAUCGGCCUGACCCUGGCCACCCAGGGCCGGGUGCUGCUGGCCCCCUGCUCCACCGGCAGCACCGCCCUGGCCCCAGUGUCCCACGAGUGCCCCUUCGACCCCACCCGCGUCUACAGCUCCACGCUGUCCCUCUGGGUCAUCUCGCUCCUGCUGGAGGCCAUGGGGAUCUUCUUCAGCACCCGCUGCCUCCUGCUCACCCUCGAGCUCCUGAGCCUCGGCCGCUGCUGCCGCGGGAUGCUCCGGAUGAGGGUCUCCCUGCAGGCAGCCCCUGUGCAGAGCCCUGGCCCUGGGCAGUGCCUGGCCUUGCUGAGACUGGACAGUGGAGAAAUUGCCCGGCUCUGAGGGAUAAACCACCCUGUGGAUGUGUCCUGGCCCUUCCUGCCCCGUUCCAGCACCAGCACAGCCCCACAACAGGACUCAGCUGCCUCCCAGGAUGAGUGGACACAUCCCCUGGAACACGAGCCCAUCCCAUGGCCUUGGGCUGCAGCAAGGGAUGGAACUGGCCUGGAUCCAGACCCUGCAGGGAGGAACUUUCCCCAGGGGCUCCGUGUCCCCUUUCCCAGCACGGACUGCACUGACACAAACUUUAUUCUGCAGGUAUUGAAGGCCAGAAGCACAGCCCCCCACCCUGCACUGGCCGUGGGGAAGGGGCUGACCCAGCCCUGCCCGUGCUGGGGACCCCCAAGCCACCGGGGCUUUGUCCCCUGGGCUGUGUCCCCACACCUGUCCCACCAGGCUGGGCUGUCCCCUGCUCCAAGCCCCGGUGCUGGGGGGUCUGUCCUCACUCAGGGCAGACCCUGCCUCCACCCUCCCACCAGUGAAGCCAGUGCAGGAGCCCCCCAGGGAUGGAGAUGUCCCCUGGGCCCCCCUCACCCCAAUAUUAGCCAGGCUCCAGCUCUCAUCCCACGAGGGGCUGUGGGGGCACAGCAGGGACUGCAGGGGCUGGGCAAGGGACAGUGACCAUCUGCAGGGUGGGGGGUGGCAGGGGGGGGCUCUGGGGGUCCGUGGGGCUCAGAACUGCAUGGCCCCGCUGGGGUCACACUGCAGCAGGCGCACGAUGGACGGGUCACUCUUGGCCCCUCUGAUGAACUCCUCCAGCGAGAGCUUCCCUGCGGGGAAGGGGACACGGCUCAGCCACCUCCCAGCACCAGAGACCACCCAGAGCAGCCCAUGGACCCCUCCCCACCCGGUGGGAGCACCCUGGGGUGCCCAGCACCCUGAGCCCUCGGACAUGAGCCAUUUAAUCAGCUCCUCCUGAGAGCCCUGGAUUUAGCCAUGAGACCUUUCCCUAAUCCCCCGCAGCUCCUCUCAUUUACCAUCGUUAUUAGUAUCCAUCUGUCGGAA